Molecule: messenger RNA, 1170 nt
Organism: Clonostachys rhizophaga
Lineage: Eukaryota; Fungi; Ascomycota; Sordariomycetes; Hypocreales; Bionectriaceae
Source: the annotation of a GenBank genome assembly
AUGGCUUCCACAAAGAGAUAUUUUGGCGUUGCGCCUACCAACCCCCUCGAGGUUGACAUGACAUCUGCCCAAACCCUGUCCGCAUCGUGGUUCAAUUCCCAAGAGAUAUAUGAGCUUGAGCGCCGGGCCAUCUUCUCAAAGAAGUGGCUCAUGACCACUCAUGCCCUCAGAAUACCAAACUCUGGAGACUGGGUGCGUUAUGAUGUCGCCGGCUAUGAUCUGGUGAUUUGCAAGGACAACAAAAAGAAUAUCAAUGCCUUCCACAACGUCUGCCGUCACCGUGCCUUCCCCAUUGUUACCUCAGACCAGGGCCACAGCCUGAUCUUCUCCUGCAAGUACCAUGGCUGGUCAUAUGGUUUGAAUGGAAAGCUGGCCAAGGCUCCUGGCUACCAGGACCUACCCGACUUUGACAAGUCCAAGAACAACCUCUUUCCCAUCCACACACACGUUGACAAGAACGGCUUCAUCUGGAUCAACCUUGAUGCCGAUGAGAAGCCUGAGAUUGCAUGGUCUGACGACUUUGCCGGUGUCGAUGAGCAAGUCAGCUUCAGUGGCUCUGACUGGAGUGAAUUCGCCUUCGACCACUCCUGGGACAUUGAUGGAGAAUACAACUGGAAAGUUCUAGCAGACAGCUACAAUUCAUCCGCUGCCACAGGUGGUGAUUCUACCACCGACCAGGCGGCCCUCAGCCUGAAGGCCACAAAUACGCACUUCUUCCCUAACGCAUCAGUCAACGCAACGCCCCAAUUCUUCUUCACACAGAGAGUUGUACCAAGCGCAGCCACCAAGUCAAAGAUCAUCGUAGAAAUCUUCCGCAAGCAAAACUCUUCCGACGAAGAGUUUGAGGCCAUCAAUGCCGCCUACAAGCGCAUUCUCGCCCAGGACAAGGACACCUGCGCCGAGUCCCAGAAGCAGCUCAACUCGGGCGUCUUCGCCCACGGCGAGCUGCACCACACCCUAGACGACGGCCUGUUCAAAUUCCAGGAGAAGAUCCGCGAGCUUGCCAACGACCACCGGUCGCGGGAGCAGGCUGCCGGUGUGGAGAUCUGGCCGGCGAGGCAGAAGCUUCCCGGAGAGGCCAAGACGACCGAGAAUGAUGAGGUUUUCUGCACUGCUGUGAACUGCUGCAAGCUGAACAAGGAGGGAAGCAAGGCCCCCAUUGCUGUAUAG